CGCACAAUCGGAGCUAUAUUCUCUAUGUCGGUAAGUUCCCUUAGUUUGGGUUCUUUGUAUUUUGGCUUUUGCGGUGGUGUACUGAUGUUGUGUGCUUUUGAUGAGAUGUAGACCCCCUUUCUAGAUUCUUCUAGAGUUUUUUUGUGAACGAGUUCUUUGUUGUGUGAUGAGCUUUCAGUCUUUGCCUGUUGUAAAGUUUCCUUUCACUUUACUUCAUUAGUUCUAACUUCUAAGCAUGAUACAAAUAAAUGAAAUAGUACAGUUUGUGAUGAGCAAUAGCAUGAUUUGAGUUACCAUAUUACUUAUACUGAAUUACUUCUAAGCUCUAAGCAUGUAGCAAAUCAACUUCUCGACUCUGUGAAGUAAAAGCAGUACGUGAUUAGCAAAAGUCGUGCGCUUUUAGAUUAUGAAGUUCUUCACUUUACUCGGUUUCAUUUUGUUUUUAUUAUACAACUUGAGUUUCUUUUGUGAAUGAUUUCUUUGUUGUGUGGUGAACUUUCGGUCUUCAGUUCCAAUAUACAUCGGGUACAGAUCCCUUUCUUAGUUUUUUUUCUUAUGUAUUUUGGCCAACUUUUUCUGCAAUUAGCAAGAUCUCUAAGAGGCAUAAGUAAGAGCCUUCAGAAAUGUAUCCAUAGUUUUGUGUGUCAAAAGCUGCCGACUUAUCCGCCUUAGAUGCUAAGUUGAAUACAUUUCAAAGUAGCUGAUUCGUUUUCCAUAUUAGGAAUAUCCCUUCCAAUAGUGUUAUAGGAAUUAUGAUAUUACUUCACAUUAUGAAAGAGGCAUAAGAACUUGGGAUUUUUGUUCAAUUUGAUUAUGUAUCCAUUGUAGAUACAUAGUGCAACUCCAUUUGAAAGAUGAUACUGGUGAAGCUGAGUUUGCCAUUUUGGAACGUGAAGGUCUGCAUUUCUUGGGAGUUGUGGAUGAUGUUUUAUUUCAAUCAAUUCAGAGGAAGACAAAACCAUUCCUCCACAAAUCGAACGAGUUAUUAAUAUGAGACUCGAAUUACAUGUUAAACUUCUCAAAUCCUCAAAGUGGGUAAGUAUUAUGUGGUUAGGGUGGAUCAUGAUCCAUUUGUGGGAGGUGAAGAACAUUUCAGUUGUAAAUAAAUUCAUUUAGGUAAAUGAUACCAACUUUAUUUUAUUUUUUCAAGCUCUCUUAUGACUCUAAUUUGAGUACAACAAUUGAAUGAGGCGUCAAGUAAGUCCCUCACAGAGGCAACUCCAAUACUGGAGGAAAGCAACAACUCCAAUCUAAGUACUCAGUAUAUUUUCACCUCUCUUAUGACUCAGUUUAUUGUACAUGUAUUUGUCACAACUCCAUGUUAGAUUUUCUCUUUUUCAUGGCAGUAGGAAUUAUGUGCAUCACUUUUGGACAAUAUCAAUUUGAAUCCCAGUGACUAUGAUGCUGCAACCUGUAGGCAUAUUGCUUCUCAGGGCUUAUCAAGUUAUGCAUUAGCUUUUACUUCAUGGUUUUAGGCAUGUGUUGUGUCAUUAAUCCUAUAGAUGUUCUUUGUUUCUCUAUGUAUAAUGCAAUCUUCAACUAACGGGAUAGGUUGAGAUCAACAAACUUUUGUCAUCUCAUCCAAUAGUUUCACAGAGUUUCCAAUGUCUCCUUGCUUAUAGAAACCAUUUAUCAUAGCAUGUAUGUAAUGGUGGAAGGAUGAGUUCCUUUUUUUACAUUUUUUUAUCACAAAUCCAAGGCAACAUCUGAAUCCCCUCAUCUAUCCUUAUUUACACAAGCCAUUCAACAAGGCAUUAUACGUGGUUAUGUUUGGUAAUGCACCAUAGUUUACCAUUUCAUUACGCAAUCUGAAGGCUUCAUUCAUUUUACCAGCCGCAGAACAACCAUGAAUUAGAGUGCUGCAAUCUGCAAAUUGGUUGAUGUGAUGGGAAGAAAUUCUUACGGAAACACUCAUGAUAAUUAAGUUAGCAUAAUGCAUCAUAUAGAUGGAUCUUAUAACCAAUGCCUAAUCAGGGAAUGGUUGAAUUUAAUAAAUGAAAUUGCUUUGCCUUUGAGUAAUACUUCUGGAGUAUUAUAUACUCCACCAUCCAAUAUAGUACAACAAAAUGAAAAUACACUAACCGGUUUAUACUCCACCGGCCAACGGGCCGGGCCCAAUGCUAGUAUUAAUGAUAAAGCGAAACUCAUUGGGCCAAGAGCCAAGUAAAAGCUAGUGUGAAAGGUAUAGUAGAUUAAGAGGAGUAAAUGUAAUUAAGGCGUUGUUGGAUUGAAGUUUCAAGUCUCUAUCUCUACACUUAAUUCCCCCUUUCUUUAUUUCCACUCGGUGGGUCUGGGGGGAUCACAACUACAUGCUAUUUUAGUCCAAAUCAAGGUUGUCAACCCGCGGGUCGAUUCGCAGGUUGACCCAUUUUGACGUUGACCCGGUGAAAAAAAGGGCCGCACGCACCCGCCGGGUCGACCGCCACAAGGUACCGGGUUGGAGGUCAAAUUGUGUCAUUUUUUUCUUUGUUUUGCGAAAUGCGCCUAUUUUCUGAUUUUUCUUUUCGCCUAACUCAAUCUUUUGAAUCCUAAGUUGAACAUUUGAAUAUUAAUGUUAUAUAAGUGUGAGUGAAUUUUCACUAUAUAUUGAAUCUAAGUACGAAAUGUUAUUUUGGUGUAAUAUUAUAUGUUAUAACUCAUAUGUUAGAUGAGAUUUGAUAUAAUUUAUCAAGAUAAGUACAAUGUAAUGACGCUUUCCAUAUUUCCGGGCUAACCCGGGCUAAAACGGGUGACCCAUUAACCCUUGACCCACUAGCUCAGCCGGGUCCGGGUCAACCCGCAGGUUGACAACAUUUGUCCAAAUAAUUUUUUUAUAGAGAUUUGUCCAAAUAAUUGAAAAACAAAACAAUCACUAAUUCCUGCAGCGAGACUUACGACAUUAUAGCAGUGACAAUUUAGUUCCGAGUUACUGUUAGUGAGUGGUAUAUGAUUCAAGAUUGAAACUCUUCCAACAAUUCGAAUUAUUGUGACCAACUGGUUCUUGACAUGGUAUCAGAGCCUGUUGUGGGCGGAUGUCUUGUGUUCAAAUCCCGGUGACCUCAUUUGUGAAACACAUGUAUUCUCGUGUUCGGUACAAACAAAAGCUAUUAUGAGUUGACUGGCUUUCGUUUGAGGGGGUGUUAGUGGGGUCAUCUAAAUAGAAACAAAUAUAUUAUAUGAUACACAAUUUAUCUCGAAUAUACAGUGUUAUCAAGCAAUAGUCUGGGCAGUUUGUUGGACCAGGUCCGAUCAAAAUCGGUCUUCAAAAUUAUCCACAAAAAUUUAGCUUCCUCCGAAUUGACUAGUUUCAGACUCUAAAGACAGCAUUAUGCAUUUUGGUCCUCUCCAAAACCUCUCAUGGAAAGGAUCAUAUACUAUACUCAUUAUUAAAUUAUUAUACGAUACCUAUCAAAUUGCAUUAAGAUCUUAAAUUGCUACCAUAUGUACGCAUAUAUUCCUAUAUUAUGUAUAAAAUGGUUUAAACCAAUAAAAUUUUAAUUUGCGCAAUAAAUCUCAAACCAUUUGUUUCACCUGGUUAAACCGGUUUGAUAACCUUGAAAUGGUCUUAAAAAACAAGAGAAGCCAAAAUAAUAAUGAAAAAGAUAACGGAGCAUUCCCCUCUCUAAUGAAGUCCAACACGACGAUCUUGUCGGCCCAAUUAAAUCAGAUUCAGUUAUCACAAUACCUAACAUUGAAUUCAAGAUCAUGAAAUAUGGGAAAGAGCGUGUCCGAAUUUAAUUAAUCCGUCUUUUUCCAAGGCCGGCCACGGCUCCCCCCAAAAUCUUCCAUCUUCCCAACAGUACAAUAAGAACCCCCGCCCGGCCCCAACUUUUAAUGCUUCUUGGAGACUUUUUUGCUCCAACUCAAAUCUUCCCUCCUCUAAAUCCCCUGUUUUUCCAAACCCACCUCAACUGCCGCCGAAUCCUGUAAAAUUCCCAAAACUCUUCUUCCAUUCUCUGUGUUUCCUUACAGCUAUGGCUCGUUCAACUCCUUCCCCUCGUCUUGCGACUCUUCUUCUUCUCGCUAUUGUUCUCCUGCAAACACAGCUGACCGCCGGCGACUUGCUGUCCUCAAUUUUUGCUCCGAUCAUGGGCAACAUAUGUGAGAACGUGGAAUGUGGGAGAGGCAAGUGUAAGCCGCUGACCAAUUCCACCAUCCCUCCGUACGAAUGCGAAUGCGACGCCGGGUGGAAGCAGACCCGACCCGACGCCAUGGACAACAUCACCUUCCUCAAUUUCCUCCCCUGCAUUGUCCCCAACUGUUCCAUGGAUUUUUCGUGCAAUAAACCAGCAGAGGCGCCGGUUCAAGACAAGUCCGGAAAGUCCAAUACCACACUUCUCGACCCAUGUAACUGGGCAGAUUGUGGAGGGGGAUCCUGCAACAAGACAUCAUUGUUCACCUAUAGUUGCGUAUGUUCAGAGGGAUACAAUAACCUUCUCAACACUUCACUCUUCCCUUGCUACAAAGAAUGUGCGGUGGGGAUGGAUUGCAAGGAUCUAGGGAUCACGGUUCAAGGCCCUCCAUCUCCAACGCCUGUGCUGUCCCAGAACGAUGGCGCGAAGAAUCAAGGCAGUACAGCUAGAAGAGGGUUCUUAUUGAUGGUGUCGUUAGUGGUGACAACUAUGGCUCAGUGGUGAUAGAAAGAGAGAUAGAGGUGGUGGUUGCGAGCAAUGAGCAUUAGGAAGGUAGAGAAUGAUAUAUGUACUGAUAUGGAUGGACUCUCCGUUAGGGAUUCUUGUGAGGUUUGGGCAUGGCUGAUGUCUAUAAUACGUACGCUGUUUUGUUUGAUCCAUUUUGUAGCAUAGGAAAGAAUAAGACUGAUGGUUCAUGUUAUAGCUAGAGAUUGGAUAACGCCAUUGCCAGGGCUCGUUAGUAAUGAUUGAUAGUAAUAGGGACUUGACUUGAAACUGAAAGUGCUUGUAGUUUCAGCUAUAAGCUAUUGGUUGUAUAUCCAAAUUCUCACGUCAAACAAUAGGAUGACAAUUUCGACCUGACCCAUUUUACCCAACCUGUUUGGCUUAUUUUGUGACGGGUAUGGGUACCUCUAGUCGACCCGACCUGCCCUGACCCGCCCCAUUCUCGACCCGCUCUUGCCUAAAUUACAUAUAAUCUUAGUCAAAUUACUUAGAAUUUUCCUCAUAUUACCUCAUAUUUUAGCUAUAGUAAAUAAGUGAAAACCUCAAUUUCUCUAAUACUUUAACUACAUUUUAUCAUAUUAUGAUUUAUUUCUUGGUCUUUUAAUGAAAAUAAUGAAUAUUUUUAAAGUUU
Messenger RNA from Linum trigynum, 5247 nucleotides. The record is from the annotation of a GenBank genome assembly. NCBI's taxonomy places the organism in Eukaryota, Viridiplantae, Streptophyta, Magnoliopsida, Malpighiales, Linaceae.